Messenger RNA from Acanthisitta chloris (rifleman), 239 nucleotides. It is a transcript of the gene TMEM18, whose product is annotated as transmembrane protein 18. The annotation marks the transcript as partial. NCBI's taxonomy places the organism in Eukaryota, Metazoa, Chordata, Aves, Passeriformes, Acanthisittidae. The record is from RefSeq and is a predicted model, not a curated record. The transcript is spliced from 3 exons.
UGGGCUUAGUGUACUGCGCUGAAUAUAUCAAUGAGUUAGCAGCCAUGAAUUGGAGGCUGUUUUCUAAAUACCAAUACUUUGAUUCAAGAGGAAUGUUUAUUUCGCUUGUGUUUUCAGCACCACUGCUGGUGAAUGCUGUUAUAAUUGUGGUCACCUGGGUUUACAGAACUUUGAAUGUAAUGACUGAACUAAAGACACUACAGCAGAGGAGGAAAGCAGAAAAACAGAAAAAGAAGUGA